Messenger RNA from Orycteropus afer afer, 1371 nucleotides. It is a transcript of the gene EMID1, whose product is annotated as EMI domain containing 1. Gene Ontology annotation, molecular function: protein binding. The annotation marks the transcript as partial. The transcript is spliced from 16 exons. Lineage: Eukaryota; Metazoa; Chordata; Mammalia; Tubulidentata; Orycteropodidae. The record is from RefSeq and is a predicted model, not a curated record.
UGGGCGCUGCUGUGCCUCGGGCUCCUGCUCCCGGGGGGCAGCGCCGCGUGGAGCGUCGGGGGAGCCCCGUUCUCCGGACGCAGGAACUGGUGUUCGUACGUGGUGACCCGCACCGUCUCAUGCCACGUGCAGAAUGGCACCUACCUUCAGCGAGUGCUGCAGAAUUGCCCCUGGCCCAUGAGCUGCCCAGGGAACAGCUACAGAACUGUGGUGAAACCCACGUACAAGGUGAUGUACAAGACGGUGACCACCCGCGAGUGGAGGUGCUGCCCCGGGCACUCGGGGCCGAGCUGUGAGGAAGCUGCAGGCUCUUCUGGCCGCGUGGAGCCCGGGUGGUCAGGCAACACCAUGCAACGAAUGGCACUUCGGCCCACGGCCUUCUCAGGUUGUCUCAACUGCAGCAAAGUGUUGGAACUGACUGAGCGGCUGAAGGUGCUGGAGGCCAAGGUGGCUAUGCUAACUGUCAUGGAGAAGACAGUCCCUCAAGCCCCAACUGUCCCCAAAGACACGACCCCACUCUGGGGCUCCCCAGCUGCCCAGGGCAGUCCAGGGGAUGGAGGUGUCCAAGGGCCACUGGGAGCCAGAGAGAGUGUGAGGGCCCCACUACUCCCACGAGAAGAUCGAGUGGGUGCUCGGGGGAUGCCUGGGCCCACUGGCCCCAAGGGAGACACCAGCAGCCCAGGCCCAACAGGGAUGAGAGGCCUGCCAGGUCCACAGGGCCCCCCAGGAAGCCCUGGCCAGGAUGGAGCUGUAGGCAGCCCUGGAGAGAGGGGCCCUCCAGGACCCCCUGGGCCUCCUGGCCCUCCUGGCCCCCCAACCCCUAUUGGACCACCCCACGCCCGGAUCUCUGAGCAUGGGGACCCAUUACUAUCCAACACCUUCACUGAGACCAGCAGCCACUGGCCCCAAGGACCCACUGGGCCCCCAGGCCCCCCAGGCCCCAUGGGUCCUCCUGGGCCUCCUGGUCCCAUGGGCCUCCCUGGGAGUCCUGGACACAUGGGACCCCCAGGCCCCACUGGCCCUGAAGGAAUUUCCGGCCGCCUAGGAGAGAAAGGCGAGCGGGGACUGCGUGGGGAGCCUGGUCCCCGAGGCUCCGCUGGGCAGCGGGGAGAACCUGGCCCCAAAGGAGAUCCUGGUGAGAAGAGCCACUGGGCUCCUAGCUUACAGAGCUUCCUGCAGCAGCAGGCUCAGCUGGAGCUCCUGGCCAGACGGGUCACCCUGCUGGAAGCCAUCAUCUGGCCAGAACCAGAGCUGGGGUCUGGGGCAGGACCUGCUGGCGCAGCCAUCCCCAGCCUCCUGCGGGGCAAGAGGGGAGGACAUGUGACCAACUACCGGAUCGUGGCCCCCAGGAGCCGGAACGAGAGAGGCUGA